Theobroma umbraticum is the source of this 718-nucleotide messenger RNA. RefSeq lists its product as uncharacterized. The record is from RefSeq and is a predicted model, not a curated record. NCBI's taxonomy places the organism in Eukaryota, Viridiplantae, Streptophyta, Magnoliopsida, Malvales, Malvaceae.
AUUCAUGCUAGACUUAAUUUUUUAUUCAAAAUGCUGAAGGGAGCCCGUGCUCGAAGAUGGUUUUGUGUGCAUAUAGUCAAACUCUCUCUCUCAAGUCUCAUAUAAUAAACUUCCCUCAAUUUUCUCUCAUCUCUCUCCCUAGCCUCCUCACACCAAGAUGGCUGUAGACCAGCAAGCCACCCACAAAAUUCCCACCCGUACCAGUUUAGCCACCACAUUCCAAUGCCAGGCACGACGGAGAAUCUUCCUACGCAGGCGCAAUAAGAUGCCGACGGUUCGACUUGGUGGGAAGAAACCACGGCGAGGGCUUUUCAUAGUGAGGAUUCUGAAGAAGAUGAGACUUAGGUGGCUGAAGUUGCAAUAUACGUGCAUGCUGAGGAACCUUGGGAAAUAUUAUAGGAAUUUGAUCAAGGAUAUCGUUGAAGCGGGAGCAAGUGUAGAGGCUUUGCAGCAAAGAAUGUUUAUGGAGUCGACCUUCGCUGUCCCGGUUAUGGGUGUUUCCUUCUCUAGCUUCCCUUCUGCGACUGGGUCAGAUCGCCCUCGAGCCUUGUUCUUCUAAAACAUUUUUUUUCCUCAUCAAGUCCCCAAACUGGCCUCUUUGUUUUUUUUUUUGUUUGUUUCUCGUAGUUUUGCCUUUUUCCCACCUUUUUUUUUUCCCUUUUUGCCUAUUGCAGUUUCAAAUCAAUCUCUAUAAGGCAAGAUAAAAUAGUAAAAUGAA